GAGAGAAGCAACAGGAAGUGAUCGCUUCAAGCUGAGCUGCUGUGGCGUAGAGACGCUGCGACAUGGGAAGGAAAGACAAGUCGGACAGGGACAAGAAGAAGUCCAAGAAGCGUCAUUAUGAUGAUGAGGAGGAUGAAGAGGAUGAGGGGCCAGGCGGUGAAUACCAAGAAGCCGUUCCUUCUGCUGCAGGCAAGCAGGUGGAUGAAGAUGGCACCAAGCACGAUGAAUACGGAGCCAAAGAUUACAGACUGCAAAUGCCCCUUAAGGCAGACCAUGCGUCCCGGCCACUGUGGGUGGCCCCUGAUGGUCACAUCUUCCUCGAAGCCUUCUCUCCCGUGUACAAAUAUGCUCAAGAUUUCUUGGUAGCCAUCUCUGAGCCCGUAUGCAGACCCGUCCACGUCCACGAAUAUAAACUAACUGCUUAUUCUUUAUAUGCUGCUGUCAGCGUGGGGCUGCAGACCAGCGAUAUCAUCGAGUAUUUGCAGAAACUGAGCAAAACCGGUGUGCCAGAUGGCAUCGUGCAGUUUAUUAAGCUCUGCACGGUCAGUUAUGGAAAAGUGAAGCUUGUUUUGAAACACAACAGGUACUUUGUGGAGAGCGCGCAUCCAGAGGUUAUUCAGGAACUUCUCCAAGAUUUGGUAAUCCGAAGCUGCAGACUGCGGAACGCAGAGGGGGAGGAAACAGAGCUCAUCACGGAAACUUUUACCAGCAAGUCUGCGAUUUCCAAGGCGAAUGAAGCAGCCGGGGGUCCUUCAACCUCGCAGAAUCCCGAGUCUCAGGACAAGCCAGAUGUGCCUUCUGACCUGUUCGAGUUUUAUGAACAAAUGGACAAAGAGGAGGAGGAGGAGGAGGAAGAAACCCAGACUGUAUCCUUUGAGGUCAAACAGGAAAAAAUAGAAGAUCUUCAGAAGCAAUGUAUUCAUCUGGAAUACCCUCUGCUGGCAGAAUACGACUUCAGAAAUGACACGAUGAAUCCUGACAUUAACAUUGACCUGAAGCCCACAGCUGUCCUGCGCCCAUACCAGGAGAAGAGUCUGCGCAAGAUGUUCGGGAACGGACGUGCCCGCUCUGGGGUCAUAGUGCUUCCCUGCGGUGCCGGAAAGUCGUUGGUCGGUGUUACCGCUGCGUGUACGGUUCGGAAGCGCUGCCUGGUCCUGGGAAACUCUGCUGUGUCUGUAGAACAGUGGAAAGCCCAGUUUAAGAUGUGGUCGACCAUCGAUGACAGUCAGAUCUGCCGCUUCACGUCGGACGCGAAGGACAAGCCGAUAGGAUGCUCCAUCGCAAUCAGCACGUACUCCAUGCUGGGACACACGACGAAGCGGUCCUGGGAGGCUGAGCGUGUGAUGGAUUGGCUGCGAAGCCAGGAGUGGGGGCUGAUGAUACUGGAUGAAGUGCACACCAUUCCAGCCAAGAUGUUCCGUAGAGUCCUGACUAUAGUCCAAGCUCAUUGCAAGCUGGGUCUCACGGCGACGCUCGUCAGGGAGGACGAUAAAAUCGUUGAUUUGAAUUUCCUGAUUGGUCCAAAACUGUAUGAAGCCAACUGGAUGGAGCUGCAGAAUAAUGGCUACAUAGCCAAGGUGCAGUGCGCAGAGGUCUGGUGCCCGAUGUCUCCGGAGUUCUACAGAGAAUACGUCGCCAUCAAAACAAAGAAGCGCAUUCUGUUAUACACCAUGAACCCCAAUAAAUUCCGAGCGUGCCAGUUCCUGAUUAAGUUCCACGAGAGAAGGAAUGACAAGAUCAUUGUGUUUGCGGACAAUGUCUUUGCGCUGAAGGAGUACGCCAUCAGGCUUAACAAACCUUACAUCUACGGCCCGACGUCUCAAGGGGAGAGAAUGCAGAUUCUGCAAAACUUCAAACACAACCCAAAAAUCAACACAAUCUUUAUCUCUAAGGUGGGAGACACGUCCUUCGAUUUGCCCGAAGCCAAUGUGCUCAUUCAGAUCUCGUCGCAUGGUGGGUCUCGGAGACAGGAGGCCCAGCGUCUCGGAAGAGUUCUGAGAGCAAAGAAAGGCAUGGUGGCGGAAGAAUACAACGCCUUCUUCUACUCCCUGGUGUCUCAGGACACUCAAGAAAUGGCCUAUUCCACCAAAAGGCAGAGGUUCCUGGUGGAUCAGGGCUACAGCUUUAAGGUCAUCACAAAACUCGCAGGGAUGGAGGAGGAAGAUCUGGCCUUUUCUACCAGGGAGGACCAGCAGCAACUUCUUCAGAAGGUCCUUGCCGCCUCUGACCUCGAUGCCGAGGAGGAGGUGGUGGCCGGAGAGUUUGGAUCCAAAUCUUCUACCCACGUGGCACGACGCGUGGGCACAAUGAGUUCCAUGUCGGGUGCAGAUGAUACGGUUUACAUGGAGUACCAUGCGCCCCGGAACAAGGGUUCUGCAAACAAACACGUGCACCCCCUCUUCAAACGCUUCAGGAAAUGAGCCCGUUAUUACUCGUGCUGUCCAUCCCGUCGGCGCCGGACGCUCUCCAUAAAUCGCUAUGGAAUUACGGCGCAGCCCGGGGGCUCUGUUGAUAUAAAAACGUGACGCGUUUCAUGGCUAAGCCAUGGCUUAUAGUUUCUUAAAGGAAAAGUAUAAGAAGAAUCCGCCGUUCGAUGCGACAUUUUUCUAAUGUACAGAAUUUCCUUUUACUGCUGCUUGAAUAAGUUUAUUUAUUCAAAAGUGUAGAUAUCAUACAUUUACAAAAUCUAUUCCAGAAAGGAAUACAAAGUUUGUUUUUUCUUUUCUUAAUUGAUUUACCCCUCCCCCAUUU
Spea bombifrons (plains spadefoot toad) is the source of this 2751-nucleotide messenger RNA. RefSeq names its product ERCC excision repair 3, TFIIH core complex helicase subunit (gene ERCC3). The transcript is spliced from 15 exons. Gene Ontology annotation, molecular function: 3'-5' DNA helicase activity; DNA binding; hydrolase activity. Gene Ontology annotation, cellular component: transcription factor TFIIH holo complex; nucleotide-excision repair factor 3 complex; transcription preinitiation complex. The record is from RefSeq and is a predicted model, not a curated record. The coding region runs from base 63 to 2420 and encodes 785 amino acids. Gene Ontology annotation, biological process: transcription initiation at RNA polymerase II promoter; nucleotide-excision repair. NCBI's taxonomy places the organism in Eukaryota, Metazoa, Chordata, Amphibia, Anura, Pelobatidae.